AUGGCCGAUCAGCGUCAGAGAAUUAUCGCUUCCGUUUUCUCCAGGCGCAACGCUGCUGGAAAUCUCGAGGAGACCUAUGUUUCUCAUGUCAAGAUAUGGGAAGAUGCUGCAAGUGAGGGCGGUGCCCAGAAGCCCCGAUAUAUUCUUCUCUCUCAGGCCAGCAAUGGAUCAGGUUUUUUGCAUAAAUCCAAGCUGAAUACCAAUGGCUCUUUCUCUGUCGGCAAAACCUGGCGUUUGGCUGAACUGCGUGCUAUCCAAGUAUUGAGUCCUUUUGUUUUCAAUAUCACUCUCUCGAGAACUUAUAAAUGGCGAACCGAAAGCAGAGAAGACCAAGCCAACUUCUUGGACGCUUUGGUUCGUCUCUUUCGAACAAUUACCAACGGACAAGUCCCCCUACAGUUAGAAGGUGUUCAGGACUUUGAUGUCUCGUCAGCUAGCCUGCCUUCUGUGUCCAGAAAUCCCAGAAUCGAUGAUAGGACACCAUCACCCUCCAAUUCAAGCAGGAUUCCUCGCACGCAACCCUCCAGAAAUGUUAUACAAACCGACUCUGUGGAUCUUAGAGUUCCAUCCCCAAUACAGCAAUCUCUGCCCCCGAAUGGGAAGGCAAUCCCUCGUUCAGCAUCGCCAGCAUCAUCUCUCCGAGAACAUCGACCCCCUUCCAUUGUUGUUCCACCCCCCACAGCGCCUUUGUCGACUCAGCGGUCCCGAAUACCCUCUAAUGCAACAACAGUGUCUAGUAAUCAACUUCCCUCUAAUCAGGACCAAAGCUCAUCGCGGUAA
Psilocybe cubensis is the source of this 780-nucleotide messenger RNA. RefSeq lists its product as uncharacterized. The coding region runs from base 1 to 780 and encodes 259 amino acids. The transcript is spliced from 4 exons. The record is from RefSeq and is a predicted model, not a curated record. Lineage: Eukaryota; Fungi; Basidiomycota; Agaricomycetes; Agaricales; Agrocybaceae.